Anopheles stephensi (Asian malaria mosquito) is the source of this 2313-nucleotide messenger RNA. RefSeq lists its product as uncharacterized. The coding region runs from base 134 to 2218 and encodes 694 amino acids. Lineage: Eukaryota; Metazoa; Arthropoda; Insecta; Diptera; Culicidae. The record is from RefSeq and is a predicted model, not a curated record. The transcript has 2 exons.
CCGUAUUCAAAAAUAACCGUCCAGCCAAACAACAACAACAAGCAACGCGGCGCUGCAUUGUACCUGUUCCGUGAAAAUAGCGUUUUGUUCUGUUUCCCUAGAAGUGACUUGAUUGAUUGCCGUUCGUCAGAGAAUGUCUAAGCAAAGUGGCAAAGAAGCAGACAAGAUCAUUACGUACGGAACGCCCACAUUGAACGAUUGGAAAAUUUAUCUGCGGAAUUUGCACCAAAAUCCGAACCAAAACAUGGCAACUCCCGACUCAUCGUCGUCCGAAUCGUCGUUCGAGCUGGAGGAAAGCUUCAAAGCUCUACUGGACCGCAAACGACGUGAAAUGCAGAACAAGGUGACCGAUGAGCGGAUGCAAGAUGAAGAUUCCGACGUAGCAACGCGAGCGGCGCCCGAACCGGGAAAACAGUUCAUCGGUAACGAUUCAACGUUCCUCGAGCAGGACUCGAUCAGCAAGCUGUCCGACACUAGCUUCGAGGAAAUGGAACGAAUAUGUGCCGUGCUGGAUAAGGUGAAUGGAUUCGAUACGAGCGUCAAAGUGCAAGCGGAUAUCGCUAAGCCGCCAGCACCGGCGAUGCUGUCCCAACCGAGCACAUUCGGUGACGUCACUCAGCUCGAUGAUAUCGACGAACCGUCCGGUUUGUGGGAAAAUACAAUUUUACCCGUUGGUGCUGCUGCUCUAUCGCCGGUAAAGCGUAUGCAUUUGCUUAGACCAUCAACAAUUUUGGAAGAAUCAACCAUGUCAGGUCCGACUUCUAAGAACUCUUCCAUCGAAACAUUCGUCUCGGCUAAGCAGGCGACGGGAGAGGGAGAAUCAGUGAACGUAAAUUCCGCCACCAGCGCUAGCGAAGUGUACCGGACGGCACAGGAUACGUUCGAUACGGACUCAUACGCACGCAGCAGCAUUUUGGAUAUGGAUUCCGGAGUAACGAGCGACAUGACUGCGGCCGAUAAUCGUACCAAUACCUACGAGCAGCGUGGCGAAGAAGAGUCCGGGUACAGCAAAGAUUCUACCAGAGAGGCGGACUCGUUGCAAGAGGAACAGAACGUAAUCGUUUUGGACAGCAGUGAAAGUGAGGUAGAAGAUGAACCAGGUACGGAAUACAUUAAGGAAGGACAUGAAACGCUGGGAAACACAUACCCAUUGGAUUCGUUGGCCAGCGAGCGAGAUGAAAGUUUGCUAGAGCGUGAACCACCUUCACUGCUUUACGAUGGCCACGAAGAAAGCACACAGAACUGCUCCGAUGAACUUUCCGUGAUGGAUGAAAUGCCCGAUCGCUUCAACGACACGCUAGAGGAGACGGACUUUAUGCUUAAACAAGGCUUGAAGCUGAUGGCUUUGAAGAAACAGCAGCAAGAGGAGCAGGAGCGUCGAGCGCAACAGGAGGAACGUAUGCACGAAAAGCAGCAACCUGUAAAAUCUCGCACAAAUUCCGGAUCCGACGAUGGAUACCGUCCGCUGCUGCACACUCCUUCCGAUAAGAAUGCGAAGCAAGCGGCACAGUUAGGGUCACAUCUGUCCUAUCUGACGCCUACGAGUGGCAUGAGCUCCCGACUGAAUGUUCCCAACGGAAGUCACGGUGGCUUCAAGCAGGCACUAUUUUCCAGCGCAGGUAAAAACAGUGCCACGAAGAAUCCACCAAUCGGCGCUGCUGGUGCAGGGUCGACCGGUUCCUUCAAGAAGCCGGUCAGCCGUUUGCCUCAUUUGAAAGUGACGGGACGAAAGUUUGAUCACAUCGUAUCGCCCAUCGGGGCGUACAUCAAGAAAACGCCCCAGAGCAUGCUGCAGACAAAGAUCAACUGCCCCAACAAGAAUCUGAUCGAUGUGCUGCACAGCGAAAACCGGGACAGUGCCGUAAGCACCGGCAGCAGCCAGGGCUGCAAGGAGAAUCAGGGCAUUAAUCUUAAGGGAUACACUUCCUCACUGCCCGGCAAGGGCGUCAUCAGUUCAAAUCGUGCCCACGUGCUGGAUGAAAGGAACGUUGUGCGGAUUCCGGGCGGAGAGAAGAUGCAGAAGCUGAUCAACAGUUCGCCCACGAUGGUCAUUCGUCACGAAGGACGAAUUAAGUAUGCCGAACAAGGGGCAGGCGGUGAGCGUAUGCUCGCGCCGCACAACAUAAGCGCGAUGACGGACGACAGUUUGGCCGAUCUGUCCGUGCUUUCGAGCGAUGUAUCCGUGCGCGUGCUGAAGGAUGCAAAGCGCUACAAUUGAACUAAUUUCUUCCCCCUUUUUGGUACUACGAUCAGAUGUUAUAGCAGGUAUUUUAAUGGAAUAAACUGAUGGUUUUUUUUGCUGCUAUCCCCAUA